Juglans microcarpa x Juglans regia is the source of this 1220-nucleotide messenger RNA. RefSeq names its product ER lumen protein-retaining receptor erd-2.2-like. NCBI's taxonomy places the organism in Eukaryota, Viridiplantae, Streptophyta, Magnoliopsida, Fagales, Juglandaceae. The record is from RefSeq and is a predicted model, not a curated record. Gene Ontology annotation, biological process: protein retention in ER lumen. The transcript has 6 exons. Gene Ontology annotation, molecular function: ER lumen protein retrieval receptor activity. Bases 183 to 1001 code for a protein of 272 amino acids. Gene Ontology annotation, cellular component: membrane.
GUCCGACCACAUUAGUUCGUUCCACUUGUAAAAGACCAAAUCCAGGGUCCAGACUCUAGACUCCAGACUCCAAACCCACUUCGAUUGUCUCUUUCCCUCAGUUUCUCGCUCACGCAACGCUUUCCCGGAAACUAAACAAAGAACACAAAAGACGGACACAUAUACACCUGCGCAAAACCCUCAUGAGGGCGCAGCGAACGUCGAUCCACGCCGUGUCAACAUGGGUGCGGCGACAGCCGCCGAAAAUGAAGGCCUUCUUGGCCGUGGUCUCGGGCAUGGCGGCGCUGGUUCUGCUCCGAUUCAUCGUCCACGACCACGACAACCUCUUCGUCGCCGCAGAGGCCGUUCACUCUAUUGGAAUCUCCGUGCUCAUCUACAAGCUCAUGAAGGAGAAGACUUGUGCUGGACUAUCUCUCAAGUCUCAGGAAUUAACAGCGAUUUUUUUAGCUGUUAGGCUGUACUGCAGUUUUGUUAUGGAAUAUGAUAUACACACCCUCCUUGAUUUAGCUACAUUGGCAACAACCUUGUGGGUUAUUUAUAUGAUCCGCUUUAAACUGAAAUCUAGUUACAUGGAGGACAAAGACAACUUUGCAAUAUACUAUGUGGCGGUUCCCUGUGCUGUGUUAGCUUUGUUUAUUCAUCCAUCAACUUCUCACCAUUUUGUGAAUAGAAUCUUCUGGGCAUUCUGUGUCUAUCUGGAAGCCGUUUCAGUUCUACCCCAGUUGCGGGUGAUGCAGAAUACAAAGAUUGUUGAACCAUUCACUGCACAUUAUGUGUUUGCUUUGGGUGUGGCAAGGUUCUUGAGCUGUGCCCAUUGGGUUCUUCAGGUUUUAGAUAGUCGUGGACACUUGCUGGUAGCAUUGGGUUACGGAUUAUGGCCUUCUAUGGUUCUUAUCUCAGAAAUUGUCCAGACUUUCAUCUUGGCAGAUUUCUGUUACUAUUAUGUCAAAAGUGUUUUUGGUGGCCAGCUUGUCCUUCGCCUUCCCUCUGGAGUGGUGUGACAGGGAGACUCCUUGCCGUAUACGUUCAAUGAAUGCAGUGCCAUCUAAAGAGUAACUUAGCCGAGCAAUCUGGGUGGUUAUCCUUUAAGUUACGGUUUUUGGUCUCCACACGGUUCUGAUUCUCCCUGUAAUGACUAUUUGUCAAAUGUAUUUGUAAAGAUGGGGAUGCAGAAGACUUUGAUAUUUAUAUAUGAAAACUUGAUUGCGAUAGGUCGUCUA